Vidua chalybeata is the source of this 4487-nucleotide messenger RNA. RefSeq names its product KLF transcription factor 9 (gene KLF9). The record is from RefSeq and is a predicted model, not a curated record. The transcript is spliced from 2 exons. Gene Ontology annotation, biological process: regulation of transcription by RNA polymerase II. NCBI's taxonomy places the organism in Eukaryota, Metazoa, Chordata, Aves, Passeriformes, Viduidae. Gene Ontology annotation, molecular function: RNA polymerase II cis-regulatory region sequence-specific DNA binding; DNA-binding transcription factor activity, RNA polymerase II-specific. The coding region runs from base 366 to 1067 and encodes 233 amino acids.
CCGCGGACCGGCCGGGGCGGGAGGGGCUCCGCGCCUGACGUGAUGGGCCCCGGCGCGGCCGCCCCCGGGCAGGAGCACGCGGGGCGCGGGGCAGGCGGUAUCCUCUCCCCCGGCCCCUGCACCGGACUCGGGCCGGCCGCGCGGGCGGCGCUCCCCCUUCGCCGACUGCGCGCCGCCCCUGGGGGGCGGCGGUGAAGGACCUGCCCGGCGCCCCGCUAUUUAUUCGCCCCUCACGCCCCCUUCCUCCUCCGCCCCGCUCUUUCCCGCGUCGCGGGCGGGCCAUGGCUGGCGGCGGCGCGGUCGGCCCGGCGGACGAGCAGUGAGGGCGGACGGAGCCCCCCUUGUCGUCGGGGCGCGGCCGCACCAUGUCGGCCGUCGCGUACGUGGACUUCGUAGCGGCGCAGUGCCUGGUCUCCAUCUCCAACCGCUCCGCCGUGCCCGAGACGGCGCGGCUGAAGGUGCCGGGCGAGGGGGAGGCGGCCCGGGAGCUGCGCGACCCCCGCGACGCCUGGAAGGACUACUGCGCCCUGCUGGCCAUCGCCAAGAGCCUGCUGGAGCUGAACAAGUACCGGCCGCUGCCCGCCCCCUCCGUCUGCAGUGACAGCGUGGAGAGCCCCGACGAGGACGCGGGCUCCGACAGCGACGCGGCCACCGAGCAGGGUUCCAGCCCUCCCCGCAGCCCCCCGCCGGGGCCGUCCCCCCGCCUGCGCGCCGCCGGGGCCGCCCCUAAGGGGAAGCUGGCGGCCGAGAAGCGGCACAAGUGCCCCUACAGCGGCUGCGGCAAGGUCUACGGCAAGUCUUCCCACCUCAAGGCGCACUACCGGGUGCACACAGGUGAGCGACCAUUCCCCUGCACGUGGCCCGACUGCCUUAAGAAGUUCUCCCGCUCCGACGAGCUGACGCGGCACUACCGAACCCACACCGGUGAGAAGCAGUUCCGCUGCCCCCUCUGCGAGAAGCGGUUCAUGCGGAGCGACCACCUGACCAAGCACGCCCGCCGCCACACCGAAUUCCAUCCCAGCAUGAUCAAGCGAUCCAAAAAGUCCAGCUCCAGCAGCUCCUUGUGAAGGCAGGGCUGGCCCUGGGGGAGGAGUGGAGAAGAGGCAGGCUGUGGCGAGGGUGCAGGCAGUGGUGCCAGAACACGAGCAUCCACUGCGGUGCCGGUCACUCUUGCUGUCCAAAAGCACAUGUAGCCGGCAUUCAAAAAAAAAAAAAAAAAGGUACUCAGUAUCCCCCUCCCGAUCUUCUACCUCCUGGCUCUGCCCUGAGAACAACAGUCUGGAACAAGUGGACUGUGGGGUGAGAGGAGGGAAGGGGCAGCCAGGGAGGAGGCGACCACCUCUUCCAAUGUAAUGCGUUGAUACUGGUGUACAUAUACAUAUGACUGGGCAGUCUGGCCUGUGCCACCACAGUAGCAUGACCCCAGAGUCUUUGUGAUUGCUGUGUCAUGAACAUGUUUUGUUAAACAGUGUAAUGCUGCUUGUAUUUAGAGUCUGUCGAGUUAAAACACUUUCCAAGUCACAUAAAUAACUCAGAUAAAAACUCCAUAGCACAUUGUAGAAGUGGGUUUACUUCUGUGUAUCUUCUGCGAUCCUGCACUUAAAGAGACUCUUAAGAGAAACAUUACAUAUGUUACCAAUAGUAUCUGAUUGAUAUACUGAGAUAAGGUGAAUUUAUACUCAAUCAGGCACAUUAAAGUAAAUAGGAAUUUUUCAUUUUUCUUUGUAUUAACUAUACUUUUGAAUAUCAGCUGGACUUUUCCAGAAAAAACAUGUAUGACUCAAGAAGAUACUUAAAGCAAAAAAAUCCCCAUAAAGAGCUCAGUGAUUUUCUGACUGUGUGUGUAUUUAGCUCUGUUAUUCACUUACCUAGAAAAAUACAGCUCAGCCUAGAUAAUGUGGCGGGCAUGUGGGAGCUGAAGCAUAUGUCUCUCAUAUGAUCCCAUACUUUACUUGUCAGUAAUAUAGUACUGUACUACAGAAAUGCCACUAACAGUGCUUUAUUCUGCUGUGGUUUGUUUGAAUGGGUGCACAAAGCAGCUACCAUCUUUACAAACUGCUGCUUUUUUAAAGGCUUUUUCUCUUCCUACAUUUGCCUUAAAGAUUUAUUCUCUUCAUACCAUGGCCUAACUCCCUUGGAGUCCUAUGGGAAUUGUGUGUGCUUAUGGAGAGAGUAGACCUUUUCUUAAGAGCACUCUGAUAAUGGAAACACCUAAAAUUACUGUAAGGAGCACUUUAGAAGGGCUCCUAUAUGUCUUGAUUGCUCUUGCUCUGGAGUAUGGGGGAAUACCACAAGCUAAUUUGAAAUACAUAAGGUAUCUUGCAAUACUCCUUUAUGACAUAAGCUUCUCUUAGUACUUUGUACCUGUGUCAUACAUGGCACAUCAAAUGGUCAUAAAAACAAUGUUAACUUUUAUUUUAAAGGUAUUUUUUAUCUUUAAAAGGAACAGAAAGACCACUGAAUGAAAAUUUUUAGAUGUGAUCAUUAGCAAAUAUUUCAAAUUUUUUUAGGUUAAAAGCAUGAAAUUUAAGAGGUUAUCAGUGAUAUAUUUUUCCCCUCCCCCUCCCCCUGCAUAAUGGGGGAGAAAUUUGUUUACACAUUAUUUUUUUUCCAGAAAUGUUCUUCUGUUUGCUUUUUACCCCUUCUUCUAGAAGAGGAAGGGGAGGUGCAGCCCUACUACAGAUUUAGGGCCAAAUUAAUUUUGUGAGUAUUUACACUGAAACCCAAAGUGUCUCCACUGCAGAUGAAUUUAGGUCAUCUUGUAAAAUUCUGUACAUAAAAGAUCUUGUUAGCACAGCUGCAAUUACAGUAUCUUAUUGUUUUAUCUGAUAAAAAGCUUGCUUCCUAGAGACAAACAAAAAAUUAACUUUGAGAGUAGAGUGUUUUCCUCUACAGUUGUAUAUGGCUUUCAGCAUUAGAAAUCAGUUUGCAUACUGUGUUUUUACCUGUGUAGUUCAUAAUAGAUUUUGUCUAUGUGAAGAGAACUUCUUUUAAAGCAUUGGGGAUAUUGAACAGUCUAUGGAAUAAAAAGGGAUGUGUUUUCUUCAGUGAAGACAUCAGGAAACCAAGCACACUUUCUACCUCCGUUUCAGCUUUUUGAAACAUUUAUUUUAGAAACCAAACUUUAAUUUCUCGUAUUCAGAUUGAGUCAUAGGGACAUAGGUUCUUUGUAAUAAAAAUUGGUAGUGCUGGUGUUUUUAUUGAUCAAGAAAUACAGAAAGUAUUCUGCUUACCAGUAACUGUUAAUGCUGCCUUGUGGAGUAGGGUCAGGGCCAUGAGCAGCCCAAUGAGAUUCAGAGGUGCAUUUUUGUUCAUCUUUGUUCUUCUCUCUGAAGAUCAAGCUAGAUUUCAAGUCUCCAUCCUGCAGUCUGGAUUGUUGCCAUUUUGUGGGACAAAUGCAGCACUUGGAAAAUUAAAGCCCAAUCCUGUGAAAUACAAGAGAUCCUCACAUCUAAUCAACCACAACUAGAAGCCACAGCUGAUAAGCAGAUCCUAAACAGUAUGUAAACAUUUUGGUCACUUAACUACCAGGAUUAACUGGUAUAUGGAAGUAAAUGGCCAGCUUUAUAGUAUCCAUGUUGUGUAUUUGGGGUAGAAUGCACACUUAAAGAAACGUUCCUGCAAAGUCUGAAAUAGGCGGGAGGUACUUUAGUCCAUGGGACAAUGGGACAUGCAAGGCAUGUAUCACCACUGCCAGUGACAAGAUCCUGUUUCUGAAAAAAACCCUUCCUAAAUGGUAGUGUAUGCUGUAUUUCAGCAUUGGACAGAGAAGAUUAAUGUGAUUCAUUAAUCUCUAAGAGAAUGCAUUGGGAAUUACCAGGUUUGGGGAUAUCAUUGUACUGUUUUGUUCAUUUGUGGUUUUUGGGUUUUGGUUUUUUUUUUUUUUUUUUUUUUUUCAGUUAAAGCAAACAAUGGCUUUAAAACAGUUUGUUUUAACCUAAAACAAACUGCAGGUUAGAUCUUUGCAUCUUGAAGUUAAGUUUUGAAUAGUGUUGCAAGUGUUGGAAAAGGAAAAUCAGGUUCUCUAAUACUGUAUGUACUUGUUAUACUAUUUUGGAAGUACUUAAUAGUGCUGAAGUAAGGACAGCUCCUCUCCUUGAUUAAGAAAGUCCAUUAGCAUAGAGAUGUCAUGGAUUUAAAGGUAUAGCUAUAUAAUAUACUUCUUCGUGAACUUUUUUCAUGACUGACAUUACAGAUCUGUUUUCAGCUUGCAGAUGGACUUAGGCCAGCAUACACCAGACUGGACACAUACUUCAAAAUGCUGUUCUACAAACCAGUGAUCUGUAACACUAUAAAAUACCAACUCCCAAUAGUUUAAUCAGUUUUAUUUUUGUACAGUAUUCGUAUUCUUUAUAAGUUAUUUUGCUGUCCUGUUUUGUAAAUCACAUGAAAUUGUAAAAAAAGGAAAAAAAAGUAGGCAUAGGUGUUUUUGUACAUAUGUAUAUAUAUAUUGUCCAAAUAAAGAAAAAAGGAAUAAAAAACCCAAA